AUGAUUCACAACCUUGACUCUGACUUCGAAUCGUUAUUAUCACAUAACUGGCACCCAGAGUUUGUAUUUUUUGACCCAGGAAUGAUGACUGUCGCUGGCAUUGUUGGAAGUACAGGCCUCGUUGGAUCUCGAAUUCUCGCCAUCCUUAACGAAAAUCCCUCCAUCACAAAAAUCCACAGCCUCUCGCGCCGUCCGCCCCUAGCGCCAAAAACUGCGUCCACAAACUCCUUGGCGGAGACCAAGCUCAACUCUUUGACGCUGGCCGACUCGUCGGAGUGGCCUUUGGAACUAAGUACGGUCACUCCGACCCCAACCAUUUUCUUCUCCGCCUUGGGAACGACCAAGGCUGCAGCUGGGUCCGUAGCCAUACAACGCCAGAUCGACUAUGAGCUCAAUCUAUCUCUCGCGAAGAGCGCCAAAGAAAUAGACGCCAAAGUAUACGUACUCAUAUCAUCGGCUGGCGCGAAUUCGAAAUCUCUCCUGCCCUAUCCAAAGAUGAAAGGCGAGCUGGAAGAUGCAGUACAAAAGCUAGGCUUCAAAACGGUUGUCAUUCUACGUCCAGGCCUAUUGCUCGGAGACCGAGCCGAGAGUCGACCGGCAGAAUGGGCCGUGCGCAAGUUUGCUGGCAUUGUGGGGCUUCUAGGUCAGGGAGCUACGGAUUUCUGGGCUCAGGAUGCUGCAGUCGUGGCUCAAGCAGCUGUUUCUGCUGGUCUGACAGCUUUGAAGGAGGAUAAAGGAAGUACAUGGGAAUUGACUCAAGCGGACAUUGUAAAGAUGGGGCGUCAUGAGGAGCAAAAUAAAUAA
Molecule: messenger RNA, 804 nt
Organism: Blumeria graminis f. sp. triticale
Lineage: Eukaryota; Fungi; Ascomycota; Leotiomycetes; Helotiales; Erysiphaceae
Source: the annotation of a GenBank genome assembly